AGAAGAACUCACCCACAAAAAUGAUACAGGGAAGAAAGAUAGAUGUUUCCAUCAAAUUUAGUUUCGUCUUCUUCUUCUUCUUCUUCUUCUUCUUCUUCUUCUUCUUUCCAAUUCAUAUAACAUACAUUGCUACAUCUAUUUGGAAAACGAGGAAAAACAACAGUUCUUUCUCCACUCAUUAAGCAGAGCUUCGAAGAAUCCACCUUCCACUUUUGCAAAGAGGAGAGAUUUUUUUUCUCCCUCUCUCUCUCUCUCUCUCUCACUUUCUUUCCGCUUUUCCAUCUCGGCGAUUCUGGGUAUUUGUGCUCUUCUCGAGAUUCUGCUCACAGAAAACAUGGAUUUUUAUGAAGGAGAGUGUAUUCAUCCGCGAAACCCAGAUACAAAUUCCCGUGGCGAGUCUGUAAACCAUCAUUGUUCUUAUUCUUCUUCAGCUUCGGACCCCAACAGUGGUUACAAUGGUCCAGGAAUCAAAACCCUUCUGAAAAAUAUGAUAUUUGAUCUGGGUGUCUCUUGUUUCCUCCCCAGCUCUGGCGACAAUGGCGGGCCCGCCGACCAGAACAGGGCGUGGCUCUUGGCUGAAACUGGACCGGAGCUCAUGAACCCGGAUCCACAUUCCGUACACUCAUCGUUUAGGUUCAGUCUGUGCUCACAAGUGGAACUCGAGAAGAUGAAAAUGGAGGGAUCCUCGUCGUCGUCGUCACUUUGUCGGAAUCUGUCGGUUUCUGGGUCAUCGACGGUUCUGCUGGUGAAUCUGGAGAAUGGGUUAAAGGAGAACGGGAGAACGACGGAGGAGACGAAGUGGAAAAGGGCUUGGUCGCUGGAUAAGAGCAUUUCUCCGGUGGCGAAUUCUUUGAUUCGAUUCAGCUACGGUGAAAUUCUCUCUGCAACACGCCAUUUCUCCAAAGGGAGAGUGCUGGGAAGAGGAGCUUGCAGCUAUGUCUUCAGGGGCAGAAUCGGAAUUUGGCUAACGUCGGUGGCCAUCAAGAGACUGAAUAAGGAAGACAGAGAAACACCAAAGUCAUUUUGCAGAGAAUUGAUGAUUGCCAGCUCUCUCCACAACCCUAACAUUGUUCCUCUUCUAGGGUUCUGUAUCGAUCCCGAAGGUCUUUUCUUGGUGCACAAGUAUGUUUCGGGUGGCAGCCUCGAGCAUUAUUUACACGGUAAUUUCCUCUUUAAAGAUAAGAAGAAAAAGGGCAUAAAGAGAUCCUCGGGUCUUCCCUGGUCGGCAAGGUACAAGAUCGGGUUAGGGAUAGCGAAUGCUAUAGCGUAUUUGCAUAAUGGGACAGACCGAUGUGUUGUACAUAGAGAUAUCAAGCCUUCAAAUAUCCUUCUUUCAUCAAAGAAGAAGCCUAAGUUAUGUGAUUUUGGAUUGGCUACAUGGACGGCUGGAGCUUCGGUUCCUUUCCUCUGCAAGACCGUCAAAGGCACAUUCGGUUAUUUGGCUCCCGAGUAUUUCCAACACGGAAAAAUAUCUGAUAAGACCGAUGUUUACGCCUUUGGGGUCGUGUUGCUUGAGCUACUAACAGGACGGAAGCCUAUCGAAGCCAAGAGGCCACCCGGGGAAGAAAAUUUGGUCGCAUGGGCGAAACCGUUGUUGCAUAGAGGGAUGGAAGCUACGGAGGAACUGCUCGAUCCACUGGUGAAACGUACACGAAAAAGCUCUGUUCUGAUAAACCGAAUGAUCAGAGCUGCUGCCUCGUGUGUGAUCAAGGAAGAGUCGCGAAGACCCGGGAUGGAAGAGAUUGUCUCGAUUCUCAAAGGCGAAGAAGGAUUGGAACAGGGAACGAACUCAUGUCUGAAAAAAAACAAUCUUCCGGGCAUGAUCGACAGUUACACGCAAUUGAAGCAGACGAAAUCCGAGAUGAAGGGUUAUCUGGCUCUCGCCAUGGUCGGAGUUACAGAGUUUGAAGACGAAGAUCAUUUGUACGGAAGGUAAAAUCUUCAGACAAGUCUGGGGAAAACUUGGAUGAUUUCUAGUUGAAAGUUUUGGGAGAAGUGUAGAUAGGUUUAAGAUUCAGACAGAGUCUGUAGUUUGAUCACUGAUUUGUUCUGAGUCUUAGUAAAUGGUCAAUGGUCAUGAGCGAGUUUUCCCAAAUGAGAAAACCGGUUUAGGUUUUUAAUUUUCCGGUUUGAUCGGUUACCGAAGUUAACCGAAGUAGAGUAGUUGCCCUUAGGAAUAGAUUUGUGUGGUUUAUUGUUAAUUUGUUCUAUCCAUAAUGACCAAAUGUAAGAUAUUUAUA
Molecule: messenger RNA, 2240 nt
Organism: Tarenaya hassleriana
Lineage: Eukaryota; Viridiplantae; Streptophyta; Magnoliopsida; Brassicales; Cleomaceae
Product: serine/threonine-protein kinase CDL1-like
Exons: 6
Coding region: 335-1936 (533 amino acids)
Biological process (GO): protein phosphorylation
Molecular function (GO): protein kinase activity; ATP binding
Source: RefSeq, a predicted model, not a curated record